Messenger RNA from Peromyscus californicus insignis, 1019 nucleotides. It is a transcript of the gene Tmco2, whose product is annotated as transmembrane and coiled-coil domains 2. Bases 1 to 561 code for a protein of 186 amino acids. Lineage: Eukaryota; Metazoa; Chordata; Mammalia; Rodentia; Cricetidae. The record is from RefSeq and is a predicted model, not a curated record. Gene Ontology annotation, cellular component: nucleus. The transcript is spliced from 2 exons.
AUGCCAACAUCUCCAACGGCAACUUCUUCCUGGGACAACCUCUUAAAUGCUCUUGCUCGCAGCUCGAUAUGGAAUUGGUUACAAGCAACUUUUGUAGGAGAGACUAGUGUCCCUCCGCCAACAAAUUUGGGGAUACUAGAUAAUCUCGCUCCAGCUGUGCAAGUCAUCCUAGGGAUUUCCUUUUUGGUUUUGUUGGCAAUUGGAUUAUUUGCCUUAUGGAAACGAAGCGUUCGAUCAAUACAGAAAAUAGUGGUGUUUGUGAUCACACUCUACCAACUUUACAAGAAAGGCUCGGAUUUUUUUCAGGCUUUGCUAGCCAACCCAGAAGGAAGUGGUCGCCAGAUUCAAGACAAUAAUAUCUUCCUGUCGUUGGGUCUGCAAGAGAAGAUUUUGAAAAAGCUUCAGAUGAUGGAAAACAAAGUGAGAGACCUGGAGGGCAUGAUCGUCGCCCAGAAGCCUGCCAUGAAGAAGUGGGACUGCUCUUCGGAGCCCUACUGCAGCUGCUCCGACUGCCAGAGUCCCUUACCCACAUCAGGGUUUACUUCCACUUCCGAAAUGUGAUGGACUCCAGUCUUUUCCAGAAAAGCACUGCUUCCCUCGUGUGUGCAGUGGUGUAUCAAUAAAAGAGAGAACUAUAUUGAAUUUACCCUGCAGAGAUCUGAUUCCCUCUUCAGGAGGGCCCAGCAUCUACUUGGUGGGUGGUAGAUAAUGUGGGGUGAUUAUAGUUGAAAAUGUCUCUGAGCCUGGGGACUGUGGCUUGCUGGUAAGUCAUUUGCCUGGCACAGACAGGUCUGGUGCUGAUUCAGCAGGCUAGGGACCUUAUAGUAAUGCAAGAUAGUCAUGGGAUACCCUCGAGGUAGAGUUACAGGGAGUUGUGAGUCAGCCUGUGGGCACUAGAAAUCAAACUUGGGUCCUCUGCAAGAGCAACAAGUGCUCUUAAAUGCUGAACCCCUCCAUCCAUCCCCAAGUGUGUUCUUCAUUUUAUAAACUAUGAUUUGCCUCAACCCAUUUAUCUUAUU